Molecule: messenger RNA, 1752 nt
Organism: Plasmopara halstedii
Lineage: Eukaryota; Oomycota; Peronosporomycetes; Peronosporales; Peronosporaceae
Product: 2-isopropylmalate synthase
Exons: 3
Coding region: 1-1752 (583 amino acids)
Biological process (GO): L-leucine biosynthetic process
Molecular function (GO): 2-isopropylmalate synthase activity
Source: RefSeq, a predicted model, not a curated record
AUGUCCAAUGGAGCUAACACUUCGGCCGGAAAGGACCGCAUUGUCCUCUUCGACACAACGCUGCGAGACGGUGAGCAAUCACCAGGCGCCACGCUCAACUUCAAAGAAAAGUUGGACAUUGCACGCUCCCUUAGCGCGCUAGGCGUGGAUGUAUGCGAGGCGGGUUUCCCUAUAUCGUCACCUGGUGAUUACGACGCCGUAUCAGCCAUAGCUAAGGAAGUUGGUCCAGUUGUAGGGAAGCGCGCCACAGGCGAGCCAAUGACCAUUUGUGGUCUUGCUCGCGCCAUGGAGAAGGACAUCCAGCGUUGUUUUGACGCCGUUAAGCACGCACCUAAGCACCGUAUUCACACAUUCCUUGCUACGUCCGACAUCCACCUCAAGUAUAAGCUCAAAAUCUCGCGCGACGAGUGCAUUCGUCGUGCCGUAGACGCCGUAAAGUUUGCAAGGAGCCUUACUCCAGAUGUUGAAUUUUCCACCGAAGACGCUGGUCGCAGUGAUCCGGAAUUCCUAUGUGAGGUCCUUGCCGAGGUCAUUAAAGCUGGAGCCACCACACUUAAUAUACCCGACACAGUUGGCUACACGGUCCCAGGUGAAUACGGAUCGCUUUUUCGUUACUUAAUUGACAACACGGAAGGUAGUGAUAAAGUCAUCUUCUCCACGCACUGUCACAAUGAUCUGGGUCUUGCUACAGCAAAUACUUUAGCUGCUGUGCAAGGUGGCGCCCGUCAAGCUGAGGUUACUAUCAAUGGAAUCGGCGAGCGUGCCGGUAAUACGGCUCUUGAAGAGCUCGUGAUGGCUUUGAAGACACGACCUCAGCACUUUCCAGUGUACACGACGGUAGACUCGACGCACAUCACACGCUGUAGUCGUAUGGUCAGCCAUUACACUGGUAUGUCGAUUCAGCCCAACAAGGCCAUUGUUGGAUCCAAUGCUUUUGCUCACGAAUCUGGCAUUCAUCAAGAUGGGGUUUUGAAGCACCAGGCGACAUACGAAAUCAUGCUGCCUGAGUCAGUUGGUCUUAGCGAGAAUAAGAUGGUGUUGGGUAAGCACUCUGGUCGUCACGCUUACAGCAAGCGCCUCCAACAACUUGGCUACACCAGUCUCACUCCGGAGGAGCUUGAUUAUUACGUUGAGAAGUUCAAAGUAUUGGCAGAUGAGAAGAAAACAGUCACUGAUGCUGACAUGGAAGCCAUUGUUUCGGACGAGCUUUUCAAGCCAGAGGUGUUCUGGACCUUGCAAUCUGUGCAUGUCACCGCGGGCAAUCUGGUAAAACCGACGGCAACUGUCACACUUGUGCAUAAGGACGGUCAAGAAGUGAGUGAGGCUGCGAUGGGUACCGGUCCAAUUGACGCAAUCUACAUUGCCAUCAAACGCGCUACGGGAAUGGAGAGUAUCAAAUUGAACGAUUUUUCUGUCGAGAGUGUAACGGAUGGCACCUACGCCCUGGGCGAGGUGACUGUACGGGUGCAGGAUGACAAAGAAGAGGAGGAGAAGACAGAGGAUGAGAAGCACGUGAAUGCGCAAACGGGUGUGACGCGUGACCGCCAAUUUGUCGGCCACGGGGCUAAUACGGAUAUCUUAGUUGCUUCUGCUACCGCCUACGUCAACGCUGUUAACCGCAUGAUGGCAUCACAUGCACGUGGGAUAGUGGAAGCUCGGCUUGCAACACAGCACGACCCCGAUUACAAACCCGAGCAGCACGUGGACUUUUGUUGUCAUGAAUACUUCGGCGCUAACGUGUAUAUCUUUUGA